Lachancea lanzarotensis is the source of this 1581-nucleotide messenger RNA. Its product is annotated as LALA0S07e01904g1_1. The transcript has a single exon. Bases 1 to 1581 code for a protein of 526 amino acids. The record is from RefSeq and is a predicted model, not a curated record. NCBI's taxonomy places the organism in Eukaryota, Fungi, Ascomycota, Saccharomycetes, Saccharomycetales, Saccharomycetaceae. Gene Ontology annotation, molecular function: ATP binding; ATP hydrolysis activity.
AUGAGGGGAUACGUUGUGCAGAUCAAAAACGCACUAUUCAAAUCGUCGUUGCGAAAAGGUGCACCCACUGUCUUCCCGAAAGCCAUAGACCACUUUGAGAUCAAACCCGAAGAAAAAUGGGUAGUUUGGGGCUCUGAACGAUCCAAGUUUAUGGAUGUCAUUAGUAACAAAUAUCUAGCAGAACCACCGCUAUCGCUCAAAUAUGGUCAUGUUCGUGAAGGUGUGCCUAGAAUAGAGUCAGUCAAGUUCACUGGUGUUAUGCCAACUGCUCACUUGAGUGCAAGGUACGAAUAUUUCAAAGACGAAUUCGACCAAACAUGCGGCAAAUUCAUCAAAGAUAACUCAAUGGGUUCAAUGGCGGUCAGUUACGAAGUUGCCAAGACCAACAGAGCAUACAACCCUGAACUGUAUGCUUCAUUAAUGAAAGACCUUAAACUCGAAGAAUUGGAAGAUAGAUGGGCAAUGGGGCUCAGCAACGGACAAAUGCGAAGAGCACGGUUGGCUCGCGGCCUGCUGAAGGACCCAGAUUUGGUUCUUCUCGAAGAUCCCUUUUUAGGUCUCGACCCUACUGCAACCUCCAUCAUUUCAACGUUCAUCGGUAGAUACACGAGAACCCCAAUUGUGAUUGGUUUGCGACACCAAGAUACGUUUCCAGACUGGUGCACGCAUGUGUGCUAUGUGGACGAGACUGGCAUUGUUUUCCAAGGCGACAUAAAGAGUGUAAAAGGCCAAAUUGAGGCAGUCAACAGCCGCUACAACUUCGAAAAAGUUGCCCAAAAGUCAAACUCUCAGUUCACCCUUCAAGAUCUGAUUUCAUUUCAUCCCUUGGCUCAGAAAUCGCAGCACGAUAUAGUCAAGGUCCCUGCGAGCAUUGAACUGAAUGGCCUUUCAGUUUCUUAUAGAGGUGUUCCAAUAUUGAAAGAUCUGCACUGGAAAGUUCAUUCAGUGUCCAAGUGGCACAUCAGAGGCAACAACGGAACGGGGAAAUCUACUCUACUUUCCCUACUGACCGCUGACCACCCACAGUCGUGGAACUCAAAAAUUGUGGAGAAUGGUAUUCCCCGCAAAACAGGCUCGACAGACUAUUUCACGAUCAACAAGAAAAUUGGUAUGUCUUCGCCUGAACUGCAUGCAAUUUUCAACAAGUCUCAGAGCAGAGAUCUAAGCGUUAGGGAGGCGCUGGCUACAGGAUUCCAGGAGAAUUCGUCCAACAAUUUUCUGUCAUGCUACAAGGACCUGGAUGAGAGCCAACGCCUAGUGCUCCAUACCUAUGCUGAUUAUUUUGGUCUCGAGUCUAUACAAGACGCAACAUACGGUGGUCUAUCCGUAAGCGAUCAGAAGCUUGUGCUCUUCGUGCGGGCGUUAUUGAAGAUGCCCCAGCUUCUGAUAUUGGACGAAGCCUUUUCGGCGAUGGAAGAAGAGCCGAUGCAAAAAUGCUUUCAGGUUCUUGAACAUUGGCCAGGAAUUGUAUUAGUGGUAUCACACGUUCCUGCGGAAACUCCACAUUGUGAUCAUUAUCUGCAGCUCGUUUCUCCCGGAGAGUAUGAGAUUGGUGACGCUGAAAGCCAGAAACCUUUUUGA